This is a messenger RNA of Lodderomyces margitis, 906 nucleotides long. RefSeq names its product bifunctional diacylglycerol diphosphate phosphatase/phosphatidate phosphatase (gene DPP3). Gene Ontology annotation, biological process: phospholipid metabolic process. The record is from RefSeq and is a predicted model, not a curated record. The transcript has a single exon. Bases 1 to 906 code for a protein of 301 amino acids. Lineage: Eukaryota; Fungi; Ascomycota; Pichiomycetes; Serinales; Debaryomycetaceae. Gene Ontology annotation, molecular function: phosphatidate phosphatase activity.
AUGCCAUUUCAAGAUAUCUUGAACAACCUUCGUAAUCCAACCAAGCGAUUCAACCGCAUAAACUUGGGUUUUAUAUCGCCAACAGUUUUAAGAUGGAGGAUUACAGAUUUGAUUCUAAUUGCUGUUCUUAUUGCGUUGUUCUUUAUACUAUACGACAUCAAACCAUUUCAUAGACAGUUUUACAUCAACGACUUAACCAUCUCUCAUCCAUUUGCCGAGGCCGAGACAGUGGGAAAUACGGCGUUGUUUGUAUAUUCUACAUGGAUUCCAUUAGCUAUUAUUAUUGUGGUGUCGUUGUUACUCACCACUCCACAAUACAAGUUAUACAACACAUAUGUGGCCGUUGUAGGCUUGUGCUUGAGUGUGUUGAUAACUUCAGUUGUCACCGAUGUGCUAAAGAACUGGAUUGGUCGUCUCCGUCCUGAUUUUUUGGCAAGAUGCAUACCUGAUGCAUCAACCCCAAUCAACACGUUGGUGUCUAUCGAUGUAUGUACACAGGAAAAUUUGGGACUUUUGGAAGAUGGAUUUAGAACCACACCAUCAGGACAUUCAUCACUAAGCUUUGCUGGCUUGAGCUUUUUGGCAUUGUUCUUGCUCGGUCAAUUACAAGCACCAAACACUAAGGUCGGAAGUUGGAGGACAUUGAUUGGUGCCGCCCCAUUUUUAAUGGCUGCUUAUAUUGCAUUGAGUAGAACUCGCGACUAUCGUCACCAUUUUGUUGAUGUGUUGACUGGUAGUAUCUUGGGGUUGGGUAUUGGAUUCUGGUCAUACUUGAGAUUAUUUCCUUGGAUCAGUCACGAGAGAAGUUACGUCAACUUGAUAAUUAUAGAAGAGGAGGAUGAAGAGAACAAUAGCAAGCUUGACCAUGACAAUGAAGCUAAUUACACUAGAUUAACAAAUGUAUAA